AUGUUUGACUGGAGGGGAAUUCUGAAGAGAGGCGAGAGACAGAGACCACACCCACACACUUAUCGCCAGAGCACCACCACCUCGACAAUGGCCGCCGCUUUCUCCUCCUCCUCGUCGCCAUCCGCCCACCACCCAUUCCCUUUCCCGGCCCGUCCAAACCCGCCCACAGCCCACCGCUUCCGCCUUGGCAUCCGCCUGGCCGCCUCCUCCAGGUGGGUGAGCCGCGGCAGGGCCCCGCCGGAGCGCGGCGCCGGCGCGGGCAACUCCAUAUGGGUCAACCCGGCCGCCCCGUCCCGCCCCGGCCAGGCGGGCCAGAAGCUCCGCCGCCUGGUCCAGCUCGGGGACCUGGACUCCGCGCUCCGCCUCCUCGGCGCCUCCCCGCCCGCCUCCGCCGACCCGCCGGCCGUCGUCGCCUGCAACAUCCUCAUCAAGAAGCUCUGCGCGCAGCGCCGCCUCGCCGACGCGGAGCGCGUGCUCGACGCGCUCAAGGCGGCCGGCGCGGCGGACCCCGUCUCCCACAACACCCUCGUCGCCGGCUACUGCCGCGACGGCCGGCUGGCGGACGCCGAGCGCGCCCUCGCGGCGGCGGCCCUCUCCGGGGCCGCCAACGUCGUCACCUACACCACGCUCAUCAACGGCUACUGCCGCUCCGGCAGGCUCGCCGACGCGCUCGCCCUCAUCGCCUCCAUGCCCGUCGCGCCGGACACCUACACCUACAACACCGUGCUCAUGGGCCUCUGCGGCGCCCGGCAGUGGGGGGACGCCGAGGAGCUCAUGGCGGAGAUGGUCAGGAACCAUUGCCCUCCCAACGAGGUGACGUUCGCCACGCAGAUCCGCGCUUUCUGCCAGAACGGGCUGCUCGACCGCGCCCUUCAGCUGCUCGACCGGAUGCCCGGGUACGGAUGCACGCCCGAUGUUGUCAUUUACAGCACCCUGGUGAACGGGUUCUCGGAGCAAGGGCGUGUGGACGAUGCCAUCGAGCUGCUCAACGGCAUGCUGUGCAAGCCCAACACUGUUUGUUACAAUGCCGCGCUGAAAGGUUUGUGCAUCGCUCAGCGUUGGGAGGAUGUCGGAGGGCUGAUUGCUGACAUGGUUACGAAAGACUGCCUGCCGAAUGAAGCGACAUUCAGCAUGCUAACCAGUUGCUUGUGCCAGAAUGGGCUGGUUGACUGUGCAAUGGAUGUUCUUGAGCACAUGCACAAGUAUGGAUGCAGACCCGAUGUUGUCAUUUACAACACGCUGAUCUAUUCCUUUUCGGAACAAGGGCGUGUGGAGGACGCGCUCAAGUUACUAAACAGCAUGCCAUGCAGUCCUGACGUCAUUAGCUUUAAUGCCGCGUUGAAGGGUUUAUGCAGAGCUGAGCGAUGGGAUGAUGCUGAGGAUCUUAUAGGGAAGAUGCUUAGGGAGGAUUGUCCCCUAAUUGAAAUGACUUUCAAUAUACUCAUUGAUUCAUUGUGCCAGAGCGGCCGGGUAAACUACGCAAUUGAAGUGUUUGAGCAAAUGCCAAACUUUGGAUGUACACCUGAUAUUGUCACAUACAGUAGCCUUAUCAAUGGCCUUUCUGAACAAGGGCUUGUCGAAUCAGCCAUUGAGUUGUUUCGAAGCAUGCCAUGCAAGCCUGAUAUCUUUGGCUACAAUGCUGUGCUGAAGGGUUUGUGCAAAGCUGCGCGAUGGGAGGAUGCUGGGGAGCUUAUAUCUAAGAUGGCUAGAAAGGAUUGCCCCCCAAAUGAAAUCACAUUCAAUAUACUAAUCAAUUCCCUGUGCCAGAAAGGGCUUGUUGAUCGUGCAAUUGAGGUGUUCGAGCAAAUGCCAAAGUACGGAAGUACACCUGAUAUUUUCACAUACAAUGCCCUUAUCAAUGGCUUUUCUGAACAAGGCCGUCUGGAUGAUGCCCGCAAGAUAUUAAGCACUAUGUCAUGCAAGCCUGAUGCCGUUUCCUAUAAUUCUGCAUUGAAGGGUUUAUGCAGAGCUGAACGAUGGAAGGAAGCAGAGGAGGUUGUCGCUGAGAUGCUUAGAAAGAAGUGCCCUCCAAAUGAAGUAACAUUCAAGUAUGCUAAUCGAUUAUUUAUACCAAACAGGGUAACUUGA
Triticum turgidum subsp. durum (durum wheat) is the source of this 2088-nucleotide messenger RNA. NCBI's taxonomy places the organism in Eukaryota, Viridiplantae, Streptophyta, Magnoliopsida, Poales, Poaceae. The record is from the annotation of a GenBank genome assembly.